Messenger RNA from Danio rerio (zebrafish), 1597 nucleotides. RefSeq names its product collagen, type XXVII, alpha 1a (gene col27a1a). Lineage: Eukaryota; Metazoa; Chordata; Actinopteri; Cypriniformes; Danionidae. The record is from RefSeq and is marked provisional. Gene Ontology annotation, molecular function: extracellular matrix structural constituent. Gene Ontology annotation, cellular component: extracellular region.
UGCUUUUGUAUUUGUUGCAGAUGUGGACGUGUUGCAGCGGUUGGCUCUGCGUGCUGAGCUCGGGUCUCGUGCCGUUCCCGCUGGCGUCAUCUCCCUCCGCUCAGGAGUCAUCCUCACCACACGGGCACGGGUCACCACACCCACACGCUCCCUGUUCCCACCAGAACUCUUCUGGAACUGCACUAUCAUCCUGAGCGUCCGAUCCCACCGCUUAAACUCAGCCUUUCUCUUCUCUGUCCUAUCUGGGAAUCGGAUUCAGCUCGGGUUGGAAAUUUCCCCUGGCAAGCUAACACUUCAUGCAGGCCCCGGGAAUGCUGCGACGUUCCCAUACAACCUUCACGAUGGACGCUGGCACCAUCUAGCCUUUGUUAUAAAUGGGCGAUCAGUGACCCUACACUCUCCCUGCUCGGAGAGUGACAGCGGAGUUACUCAGGAGCUCCCUGUACUUCCCGAACGCCUGAACCCUCGAGGAACCUUCCGCCUGGGGGGCAGCAGUGCUCUGCUUCCGGGUGUGGUGCCCUUUGAGGGGGCGGUUUGCCAGUUUGAUGUGGUGCCCUCAGCACAAGCACAGCAAAAUAUCUGCAGCGCCAUUCGCAGGCAGUGCAGAGAAAAUGACACCUACAGGCCGGCACCUCCUGCCCUGCUUCCACUCCCAUCUCGACACGCCCCACCACUACUGGCCCACACCUUACCACCUAAUCGCACUUUCACUUACACUCCCACUAAUUUCCUUUUGGCACCCGUGAAUGGCGCAGGAGGGUCUUCUUCUGUGAGAAUGAGUGAUGGUGUGCGACCCAAGCCUUCCUCCACCACACCUCCACCUCUUGCCUUGAUGCAAACAGGAAUUGAUGCUCCUUUAUCUUUAAGUUUGGUCACCCCCAAGCCUAGUCCUCGGACACCCAAGCCCACUGCCUCAAAACCUGGAGUCUGGCUUACCCCCACAAAACCAGCCAGACCAAAACCCACUCCAGGAAAAGCAUCUCCAAAACUUAACGUAUCUAAAUCUUUUGGACCAAAGCCCACAGCACGACUGGCUGCUUCCAAACUUGGUUCAAAGGCAAUUGGUCCCAAGCCUACACCAUUGAAACCCUCCAAACCUGUAAAGAAGCCGACAUCUGUGCCAAAGCCCAACCCUACGAAGAAUGCGUCUACUGGUCCCAGACCUACCAAUUCAAACAAGAAACAAAACGCCAUUCUGAAACCCUUGCCUGCCCCCAAACCGACUGUCCCCAAAAGACCCUCGCCAACCAACAAAAAGCCUCUCCAGCCCAAAAACAAAUCCCACACCACGCCGUUAACCCCCAAAUCCACCCUGGCUCCAAACUCUACAUCUAAAAAGCCCCUGCCGACCCUAAAAUCCACUUCGUUCACCACUGCUGCACCAAACAAACCCCCCAAAACUCUGGAAACCCCAAAAGUCAAUCCUGACAAGCCUAAAACGCCUGUGCCUUAUUCCACACCACGCACUCCAAGGUUCUCCAUACAAUCUGUGACUCUUCCGGCGUUUGACGAUUUCCAGAGCUUCGAAGUAGAGCCCACGCGCUUUUCACUUCUGGUUGGAGCACCAGGACUAAAAGGAGAUCAAGGGGAAUCGGUA